ACAACAGUUUUAUUUUUAAAAAAUAAGUAAAAAAUACAGAAAGUGCUGCGAAGUUCGAAUAUUUGUAUCGUACAUAGCGUGCGCACAUGCGCAUACAUGAAAUGUAUUUGAGAUAAACCUGCCAACUAAACAUUUAGUGCCAGUACAUACAUACACAAUACUGAUCAGUUAUGUGACGUCUGGUAUAUAUAAUAAAUUACAAAAACACAAGUACAAUGAGGUUAAACAUUAUUACAACAAUGCUAAUAACAAUAAUAUUAUUAAUAAUAAUUAAUAAACCAAAAAAAAAUCUGCCUUUAUUUUGUCUAGAAGUAUUCAUUGUCAUGAUUAUGGAUUCCCCUGUGUAACUAUCAACUUUUGAGCAUAGACUUUCUAUGCUUUUAAGGCUUUUCGCAAGCAUUCUUCUCAUUCACGAUUUUUCACAGCUUUUUAUUGACGUAGAGUGACACCUGCUGGACUCUGUAAUUUCUGACAGCAAGUGAAGGCACCAUUAUUGGCCUUUUCCCUUUUUUUCACAACUUGAAGCUCAAGUGAAAGUAAAAUAAUGACGCGCGGAUGUGGUUCGUACCCGUGAAAAUCCGUGCUUCUCCCGCCACUCAACCAAAACAUUACGUUACGUUUUAGACAGUUUUUAAUUUAACCGUCCCUCAGUCACCGGAAAUGACAUCAGCACACACGCGCGCGCACACACACACACACACAUACACACACACUCCUUUUGUCUGACGACCUUAUCCGGAGGAAGUGAAGCUCAGACGAGGCAGCUGGCUCACCGGAGCGAAAAAAAAAAUCCCCUCAAAAAAAAAAAAAAAAAAAAAAAAAAAAAAAAGAGUAAGAGAAGAGAGGAGGGAAAACUUUACUGAUUUGCAGGAAUUUGGACAGAUUUGGUGCCGGUGUCCAAACUGUCCCAACCCACUGGAGCCUCGAGGAGGAACACCGAGUCGUCGGCACCGAAAUGAUGGAAGAUUCUCAUUUUAACUCAUCAUAUUUCUGGUCUCCUGUUCCCACUGUUCCAGGACAGAUCGAGAAUGCCAUGUUCCUAAACAAGGUGAAAGAGCAGCAGGAAAAGAGUGUUUCCUUUCCUCCUUCUUCUGCAUCCCACUACCAGACAGCUCUUCUCACCAUCCCCACUCCUGGGGCCAAGACAGAUGGAGGAGGACAGCCUGGCAGUGCGGCGCACCUCCACCCUCCUCACAGCACCCAGAACAUCACCGUGCUGCCUGUGCCCUCCACAGGCAUCAUGACGGCAGCCGGUCUGGUAAUCACAACUCCUCAGGGAACGCUAGUCUCCCCCACCUCCUCUCAGUCGUUUGUUUCUGGCCAUCCAGCAACAACCAUGAUUGUUUCAGCUCUCCAUUCGCAAGACAAAAAAGAAGGUGACGGACCCCAUGUGGUCGUGAUGCCAGCGCCCUCCAAACGAGGGAGAAAGAAAAAGAUAACACAAACUAGGGUCGGUCCUCUGGGCACACCAGAAACACUAAUACUGGCUCAUCUGACGGCUGGUGGCCAGGUAGCAUCUUUGCAGCAUCAUGCUGGAGACCCGUAUGACCUGUCAAACGAAGACGAAGCUCGGAGCCCAAAAGAUAAGACAUACAGGUGCCGGAUGUGUGCGGCGACCUUCUUCAGUAAGUCUGACAUGCAGAUCCACUCCAAGUCGCACACAGAGGCCAAACCUCACAAGUGUCCUCACUGCGCCAAGUCAUUCGCCAACUCCAGCUACCUGGCCCAGCACAUCCGCAUCCACAGCGGGGCCAAGCCUUACACCUGCUCCUACUGCCAGAAAUCUUUCAGGCAGCUCAGUCACUUACAGCAGCACACACGGAACCACACGGAGUCAAAGCCCCACAAGUGUCCCCAUUGUACCAAGUCAUUUGCCAACUCUAGCUACCUGGCCCAGCAUAUCCGCAUCCACACGGGAGUGAAACCCUACACCUGCUCCUACUGCCAAAAAUGCUUCAGACAGCUCAGUCACCUUCAGCAGCACAGCAGGAUUCACACUGGAGAUCGGCCAUACAAGUGCUCCCAUCCAGGCUGUGAGAAAUCCUUCACGCAGCUCUCAAAUUUACAGUCCCACCGGCGUCAACACAACAAAGACAAGCCCUACAAAUGCACCAACUGCAAUAAAGGAUACAUAGAUGCAGCGAGCCUGGAGGUGCACAUGGCCACACACACAGUCAAACAUGCCAGGAUCUACUCGUGUGGUCUCUGCAACCGCACUUAUACCUCAGAGACGUAUCUGGUGAAACACAUGGAGAAACACAACCCAGACCAGUUGGCUGCACCAGCAGUCAUGGCAGCACAGGCAGCACAACAGAACCAAAGCCAGGCCCAGAGUCAGGCUGGAGCUCAGAGGCGGGUAGAGAAUGCAGAUGGAGGAUCGAGCCGACCUGGGGGAGCCGGGAGUGGAGCAGCAGGCGGAAGCCAGCAAGGACAGAGCCAGAGCAACUACCCCCAGACAGAAUCCAUCCCCUGUCCAUUUGACCUGCAUCAGUAUAAGACAGUGUCUGCCAGUGAUAUCCAGUACAAACCAGUCAGUGUGGCUGACAUCACUUCUCACAAGGACCUCUGUCUCACUGUGUCAGCGUCCACCAUUCAAGUGGAGCACCUCAACUCCUAGAGGGGAUGAAAGGAGGGCGUGUGGGGGGUGGGGAAGUUAGAAUCUAUUCAAGAAAACGGGAAACGGAGGAUGGAGAGUCGAAGGAAAAAAAGCAAUACUAAGAUCAUACAGAAACUUCGGAACACAUGACUGUGCCUAAAUGAUGGUUUGAGGCAGACAGGACAAAUGAUGGUGACACAGCAUACUGAAGGCAAUAAGUUUGUUUUAUUUUUUUAAGUUUGACUCUUUGACUUUUUCUCUUUUUUUUUUUGCCUUGUUUGAUUUGUGCUCCUUUUGCUUAGCUGUCCUUUCUGAGUAGGAAGUGCAUGUAAAGACUGCAAUAAAGUAUGCUUCGGUCCAUCACAGUGAUGGUUUUAUGAAAGGAAGUGUCUAAGAGACCGUGCUUCUCUUUGCUAUCACCUCCUGCCCUUCCCUACAAACACAGCUGUGGCCAUGGCAAAUAUGGUCUCUCUAUUGAAUUGGUGGGUUACUGUGAAGGUAAAUUUUUAUACUUUCAUACAGAGACUUUCAGUUUUUACAUCAGUGUUAUUACCUCUGCUAUGUUGUAAAAUACAUGCCUGUGAUCUUUUGAACCUUAACAGAGAUAUCAAGGUUAUUUCCCUUUCAGGAAAGAAAAAAAAAAUCAAUUAAGUAUAUUAAAAUAUAUAUAUACUGCCGGUUUAGAAAGUAUGAUUAUAAGGAUGUGAUAAUCCGCAUAACAUAUUUAGACCUUUUUGCAGGCCUUCACAUGCCUGUGACCUAGGGGCCGUGAUGAGCCAGUUCAUGUUUCAUGUAAUCCUAUUGUACUGCUUUGAGUGUAUGUCCUUAAAGUAAUGUUAUUCAAAUGUGCUCUUGCUAUUAUACUUCCAAGGUAACAAUGUUUAUAAUACUUCUUUGAAGACAUCUGGAUUUUGUGGGUUUUUUUCUGCCUAUAAUACAAUAAACCCUCUGAAAUGUU
This is a messenger RNA of Stegastes partitus (bicolor damselfish), 3554 nucleotides long. It is a transcript of the gene znf384b, whose product is annotated as zinc finger protein 384 b. Lineage: Eukaryota; Metazoa; Chordata; Actinopteri; Pomacentridae. The record is from RefSeq and is a predicted model, not a curated record. Gene Ontology annotation, cellular component: nucleus. Gene Ontology annotation, molecular function: DNA-binding transcription factor activity, RNA polymerase II-specific; RNA polymerase II cis-regulatory region sequence-specific DNA binding. Bases 956 to 2617 code for a protein of 553 amino acids. Gene Ontology annotation, biological process: regulation of transcription by RNA polymerase II. The transcript is spliced from 11 exons.